UGUGCCCGCUUCCCGCCUCCUCUCCCGCCGGCUCUGGCCUCAGAGUCCGAUGGCGGCGGCGGCGGCGCUGAGGGAUCAGCCUCAGAAGUGCAGUGUGACCUUUGAGGAUGUGGCUGUGUACUUCUCCUGGGAGGAAUGGAGACUCCUUGAUGAGGCCCAGAGAAGCGUGUACCUCGAUGUGAUGCUGGAGAACUAUGCACUUAUAUCCUCGCUGGGUUGCUGCUGUGGAACAGAGAAUGCAGAGGCACCUUCUGAACUGAUCACUUCUCUAGGAGUAUCACAGGCUAGGACUCCAAAGGCAGCUUUGUCUUCCCAGAAGAUGCACCCCUGUGAGACUUGUGGUGCAGUCUUGAAAAAAGUUUUCCACUUGUCUGACCACCAGGAAACACAACACACCCAAAAACUGUUGAGGUGUGGAGCAUGUGUGAAACAGUUUUGUUUUAGUGCAAAUUUUCAGCAGCACCAGGAAUGGCACAUGGGAGAGAAAAUCCUCAGAAGUAGUGUGGAUGAGGCCAAGUUUUUCAAGAGCUGCAGAUUCCUUGUGUUACAGAAGCCAUUUACCUGCAGGGAGCUUGAAAAGGACAUUCCGACCAUUGUGGGACACCUGCAGCAACAGACCACUCAUACUGUGGAGAAGCCAAAUAUAGGCACCCAAUGUGAGUCAACUUUACAGAGCAGAAGUCAUCACACCUCAGGAGAAUGCAAGAAAGCCCUCAGCCCCAAACACACACUUGUUCAGAAUCAGAGUGUCCAUACUGGAAUACCUUGUUUUGUGUGCAGCGAAUGUGGGAAAGCAUUCAGGUACAAAUCCUCAUUUGUUGUGCACCAGAGAGUGCAUGCUGGAAAAAACCUUCAUAUGUGUGGUGAAUGUGGGAAAUCCUUUAAGCGAAGCUCAAUCCUCUAUAAACAUCGAAGAAUUCAUACUGGGGCAAGGCAAUACAAGUGCAGCAAAUGUGGGAAAUCCUUAAGUCACAAAUCUGUCCUCAUUUCUCCCCACCCAUGGUGCAAUGGAGAAAAGAGUUAUAUGUGCAGUGAAUGUUCGAAAUCUUUUAGCCAUAGGUCAGUAUUCAUUCCACACAGGAGAGUUCAAACUGGAGAACGGCCUUAUAAAUGUAGUGACUGUGUGAAAUCUUUUACUUCCGUGUCUGCACUCUGUUAUCAUCAGAGAUCCCACACUGGAGAACGACCUUACAUAUGCAGUGAUUGUGGGAAAUCUUUUAUCUCUAGCUCUGACCUCCGUUAUCAUCAGAGAGUUCAUUCUGGAGAAAGGCCUCAUGAGUGCAGUGAAUGUGGGAAAUCUUUUAUCACUCGUACUGCUCUCCGUUAUCAUCACAGAGUUCACACUGGAGAAAGGCCUUACGAGUGUAGUGAAUGUGGGAAAUCUUUUACCCGAAAAAAUAACCUAAUUAUACAUGUAAGAGUUCAUUCAGGAGAAAGGCCUUAUGAAUGUAGUGAAUGUGGGAAAUCUUUUACUUUUAGCUCUAGCCUUCGUUAUCAUCACAGAGUCCACACUGGAGAAAGACCAUAUGAGUGCACUGAAUGUGGGAAAUCUUUUAACAAUAGGUGGACGCUCAUUCGACACCGGAGAAUUCACACAGGAGAAAAGCCUUAUGUAUGCAAUAAAUGUGGGAAAUCUUUUUCCUGUAGCUCCACCCUACAGUAUCAUGAGCGAGGUCACCUUGGGGAAAGGCCUUACGGGUGUGAUGAAUGUGGGAGAUCUUUUACUACUAGCUCUGCCCUCCGUUAUCAUCAGAGAAUUCACACAGGAGAAAGGCCUUAUGAGUGCAAUGAAUGUGGGAAAUCUUUUAUCUCUAAGUCUGACCUCCAUUAUCAUCAGAGGGUUCAUUCUGGAGAAAGGCCUUAUGAGUGUAGUGAAUGUGGGAAAUCCUUUAUCCGAAGGAAUAACCUGCUUUUACACCAGAGAGUUCACACAGGAGAAAGGCCUUACAAGUGUAGUGAAUGCGGGAAAUCUUUUAACAAUAGAUGGACACUUAUUCAACACCAGAGAGUUCAUACAGGAGAAAAGCCUUAUGUGUGCAGUGAAUGUGGGAAAUCUUUUACCUCCAGCUCUACACUAUGUUAUCACCAGAGAGUUCAUGCAGGAAAACGGCCUUAUGAGUGCAGUGAAUGUGGGAAAUCUUUUACCUCUAGUUCUACCCUCCGUUAUCAUCAGAGAGUUCACACAGGAGAAAGACCUUAUGAGUGCAGUGAAUGUGGGAAAUCUUUUACUUUUAGUGCCAGCCUCCGUUACCAUCACAGAGUGCACACUGGAGAAAGGCCUUAUGAGUGCAAUGAAUGUGGGAAAUCCUUUAAGGAUAGAUCGCAAUUCAAUAAACACCGGAGAGCUCACACUGGAGAAAGACCUUAUGAGUGUGGUGAAUGUGGGAAAUCUUUUAGCCAAAAAUCUUCCCUCUCAACACACCAGAAAAUUCAUAAUAGAGAACGGUCUUAUGAGUGUAGUGCAUGUGGGAAAUCUUUCACCUCUAUCUCUGGCCUUGGUUAUCAUCAGAGAGUUCACAGGGGAGAAAAGCCUUAUCAGUGCAACGAAUGUGGGAAGUCCUUUACCAAUAGCUCUAUACUGAUUCGACACCAGAGAGUUCACACAGGAGAGAGACCUUAUGUGUGCAGUGAAUGUGGGAAAUCUUUUACUAGUAGUGCCACCCUUUCUUAUCAUCAGAGAGUUCAUGCAGGCAAAAGGCCUUAUGAAUGCAGCAAAUGUGGGAAAUCUUUUACCUCCAGUUCUACCCUUCGUUAUCAUCAGAGAGUUCAUGCAGGAGAUAGGCCUUAUGAGUGCAGUGAAUGUGGGAAAUCUUUUAUCUCUAGCUCCAAACUCCGUUAUCAUCAGAGAGUUCACACAGGAGAAAGGCCUUAUGUGUGCAGUGAAUGUGGGAAAUCCUUUAGAGACAGUUCCCAGUUUAGUCAACACCGGAGAGGUCACACUGGGGAAAGACCUUAUGAGUGUAGAGAAUGUGGGAAAUUUUUUAUGCGAAAAUCUACCCUUUCUCAACAUCAGAGAGUUCACACUAGAGAAAGGCCUUAGAUGUUUAGGGGAUGUGCAGUUAUCUUGUUCAAUGUAAGGAUACCAAAGAGAACUGAGGAUUCAUUUAUCUGAAUUAGCUCCCAGACAUCUGUGUAUGCACAAAGGAAAGAUUGCUCAUGAUUUUCAGUUAUGUGGGAAAUGUGUGGCUAUGUUGCAGGCUCUAACCUUUCCAGGGUUCUUCCCACAUAUAUGUCACUCCCAUCUUUGUGGCCAAAGCCACUUCACAUCUAGCACUUGGCAGGUUCACUCUGUGUAGUCAGGGAGACUUACUGUGUCUGCCCAUGUUUUAGCCAAGUUAGGAGUCACUUGAGGCCUACAGUGCCAACUUUCACUCCUCCCUGACUAUCUUGGAAAUGGACCUGGUCAGUGUCAGCCCAGAAACUAUGAGAAGUUCAGCUGGCAACUUGCAGAGAAUAGCAGCAGGGAUGUGUUGAUCGCAUUUGAUACUAGUAAUAAGGUUUUCAAGCUUCCAAAUGAUGAAUUCUUGCUGCAGGUUACUUUGGCUCAUGCAAUAAUUGAGACCGUCUAAGCUCUUAAGUCCUCUUUCAUCUUGGACAUUGUAUUUACUGUGCAGGUAGUUCACAGAUUUGUGCUGUGUAAGCAUAAAGGGGAGAACAGUUUUUAGGGGUCUCAAAAUUUCUGUUUGAGGGGGGCCGCUAUGUUGACAAUAGCUUGCCAGAUAUGACCAGGUCUGCCUUGUAGCCGCAGAUUUCUAGGAAAGAUUGCAGGGAUUUCUGGUUUUCACUUGAAGCCUGGAGACUUUGUUUUAGGAGUCUCCCAGGUGACACUGAGAAGCAGGCAGAUGAGAAUCUCAAGUGCUUCUGAGCAUAGCAUUAUUAUUAUUUUUUUCUUUCUAAACAGAGAUAUUCCAGGGUGUUUCAGCACUGUGGAGGGAAAUCUUCCCCAGGUCUUAAGAGAAACAUGUUCCCUGAUUAGUGUAACUGGUUGUAAUACCACUGGGUCCAUAACUGGUGCAGAAAUACUGAUUUGUAGGGAGAGGAGGACUGCAGUCAACUAGUGUAAUGUGCUGCUUCUAAACGUGCAUACACAACUGUCCAUGUAAAAGUGAUAGUCCCUCUGUAUUGUUCAUCUCAAAGCCAUUACCACAUGAACUGGAAGAAAAUAAAAAGAGGGUCUAGUCCCUGGCUGUGGCUCUUGUGACCCAGACAGCAUUCCCAUUGACUUUCAGUGGAAAUGUUCUCUAUUACUCACCAUAUUUGUUGCCACUGAUGCAAGUUUGACUACUACCCCACCCCACCCCACCCCCGGGGCAUAAAGAGAGAGAUGAUGGAGUAUAUGGUUACCAUACCUCUCUGUCAAAAAGACUGGGGUGUAGAGAUCUUUAAAUUGAGCUAUUUUUUAAAAGCUUUACUAAUGUAUAAUAUCUGGCUUCCCCGAUGGCUC
Molecule: messenger RNA, 4444 nt
Organism: Odocoileus virginianus texanus
Lineage: Eukaryota; Metazoa; Chordata; Mammalia; Artiodactyla; Cervidae
Source: RefSeq, a predicted model, not a curated record